This is a messenger RNA of Oryza sativa Japonica Group (Japanese rice), 2833 nucleotides long. Its product is annotated as putative SWI/SNF-related matrix-associated actin-dependent regulator of chromatin subfamily A member 3-like 1. The record is from RefSeq and is a predicted model, not a curated record. Gene Ontology annotation, cellular component: nucleus. Gene Ontology annotation, biological process: DNA repair. Gene Ontology annotation, molecular function: ATP-dependent chromatin remodeler activity; zinc ion binding; ATP binding. NCBI's taxonomy places the organism in Eukaryota, Viridiplantae, Streptophyta, Magnoliopsida, Poales, Poaceae.
CCAACCCAAACCCUUCCCUCCCUCCCAUGGCCUCCACCUCCCGCCGCGGCGGCGGCGAGGACGACGACGACGAGCCCUACCUCCUGGGCUUCAUCGUCGCCAACGCCGUCGGCCUCCAGUACUACCAGGGCGGCCGAGCCAUCACCCGCCGCGAGAGCGUCGGCCUCGUCCGGGAGCCCCACAACCCCCACGACGCCAACGCCAUCCGCGUCGACAACGCCCGGGGCGAGAAGAUCGGCCACAUCGGCCGCCGCGCCGCCGCCGCCCUCGCCCCGCUCCUCGACGCCGGCCACGUCGCCGCCGCCCACGGCAUCGUCCCCAAGCCCGCCUCCAAGAGGCUCUACAGCCUCCCCUGCCAGGUCCACCUCUUCGCCCGCCCGCCCCACGCCGCCCUCGUCGCCGCCGCCCUCGCCGCCUCCGGGAUCGACCUCAUCCACGUCGACCACCCCGAGUUCGCCCUCUCCGAGUCCGCCAUCGUGCAGGAGCAGCAGACCAAGAGGUCUCGCGGGGAUGUCGAUAGGCUGUUCUCUCAUGUGGGGAAGGGAGGGAGAGCUCGGAUUGCGCCCAUGGAGGCGCCGCGGGAUGUGGUGGUGUCCGAACUGUUCGAGCACCAGAAGGCGGCGCUGGGGUGGCUGGUGCACCGUGAGGAGUCAUGCGACCUUCCACCAUUCUGGGAGGAAGAUAAUGAUGGGGGAUUUAAGAAUGUUCUUACAAAUCAGAAGACGAAUGAGAGACCGCCGCCGUUGAAGGGUGGGAUUUUCGCUGAUGAUAUGGGGCUAGGGAAGACUCUCACGCUGUUGUCGCUGAUCGGAAGGAGUAAAGCUCGCAAUGUAGGUGGGAAGAAGGCUAGAGGGGCGAAAAGGAGGAAGGUUGAGGAGGCGGUGGAGGAGGAGUCAAGAACAACGCUUGUGGUGUGCCCGCCAUCGGUGUUCUCAUCUUGGGUGACACAACUGGAGGAGCACACGAAAACCGGUAGCUUGAAGGUGUAUUUGUACCAUGGAGAGCGGACAAAAGAGAAGAAAGAGCUGUUGAAAUAUGACAUUGUGAUUACCACUUAUAGCACCUUGGGGCAAGAACUUGAGCAGGAGGGCUCACCGGUAAAGGAAAUUGAAUGGUUCCGUGUGAUUCUGGAUGAGGCCCAUGUGAUCAAGAACUCUGCAGCACGCCAAACCAAGGCGGUGAUUGCUUUGAACGCGGAGAGGCGGUGGGUGGUCACAGGGACGCCCAUUCAGAACAGCUCAUUUGAUCUUUACCCGCUCAUGGCAUUUUUGAGAUUCCAACCAUUCUCAAUCAAGAGCUACUGGCAGAGCUUGAUCCAGCUCCCCUUAGAGAGAAAGAAUAACGGAAUUGGGUUGGCACGAUUGCAGAGCCUCCUAGGUGCUAUUUCCCUGCGCAGAACCAAAGAGACAGAGAGUGGUAGCAAAAGCUUGGUCAGCAUUCCGCCCAAAACUGUUUUAGCUUGUUAUAUUGAGCUUUCUGCAGAGGAACGUGAGUACUAUGACCAGAUGGAAUUGGAAGGGAAAAACAAACUGCGGGAGUUUGGUGACAGGGAUUCGAUUUUGCGUAAUUACUCAACUGUGCUUUAUUUCAUUCUGAGGCUCCGCCAGCUCUGCAAUGACAUAGCACUAUGCCCAUUAGACCUGAAAUCAUGGCUUCCUGGCAGUGGCAGCUCCCUUGAAGAUGUGUCUAAAAACCCAGAGCUGUUGAAGAAGCUGGCCUCAUUGGUUGACGAUGGAGAUGACUUCGAAUGUCCGAUUUGUCUCGCUCCACCAGCCAAAACCGUCAUAACGAGCUGCACGCACAUAUACUGCCAGACUUGCAUCAUGAAAAUCCUCAAGAGCUCUAGUUCCCGCUGUCCAAUAUGCCGGCGCUCGCUAUGCAAAGAAGACCUCUUUAUUGCGCCAGAGAUUAAACAUCCCGAUGAGGAUUCCUCAGUCAAUCUUGAUAGACCUCUUUCUUCCAAGGUGCAAGCCUUGCUGAAACUACUGAGGCGUUCACAGAGCGAAGACCCUUUGUCAAAGUCUGUUAUUUUCUCUCAGUUCAGGAAGAUGCUGAUCUUGCUUGAAGGGCCACUUAAAGCAGCAGGCUUUAACAUACUACGACUCGACGGCUCUAUGACGGCGAAGAAGAGGUCAGAGGUUAUCCGCCAAUUCGGAUGCGUUGGCCCUGAUUCUCCGACCGUGCUGCUGGCCAGCCUGAAGGCUGCGGGAGCCGGCGUGAACCUGACCGCGGCAUCAACGGUGUACCUCUUCGACCCUUGGUGGAACCCUGGGGUGGAGGAGCAGGCCAUGGACAGGGUGCACCGGAUCGGGCAGACCAAGGAGGUGAAAGUGGUGAGGCUGAUCGUGAAGGAUAGCAUCGAGGAGAGGAUGCUGGAGCUGCAGGAGAGGAAGAAGAAGCUGAUUAGCGGCGCAUUUGGUAGGAAGAAAGGAGGCAAGGAGCACAAGGAGAUCCGUGUUGAAGAGCUCCAGAUGAUGAUGGGAAUGAAAUGAAAUGCAAUAGGUGCCUCUUGCUGACAAUAGGUAGUAGUAGCGUUUAUCAUUUCGUAAUAGUGCCUCAGUGUCAGUAAACAAAGUGCUGGCUUCAGGAGGCAGUAGGAGACAUUCAUGCGUGCAUGUAUUUUUGUGGUUAACUGUGGUUAACAUGCACGGCAUGUAUGUACAGUGGUGCAUUGCAUCCGGCAUCCUGUCCUUUUCCUUUUGCUUAUUUUUGUAUACCAUAUUAGCGGGCUAAAACUAAAAGAAAGUUUAUGUAUGUAUAUGUGUAUUCCUCCGAAUUCCGAUGCAAUGUUGAGAAGUAUGUGAAUGGAGCUAGGGUGAAAAGGUUUGCGAUU